AGAAAAGUUUGGAACUGCAUAUUCAACGGCUUACCGUUAGAUCUCCGAAUGCUUCGUACAAUAAUAACCAUAACGCGUCGAUUUUCCUGCGAGGCGUAUCAAGAUACAUUUUAUUUGCGGUUACACCUCUGUUUACAUUAAUUUAUUCUCAAGAAACAGAUGUUUACCCCUGACCAAACAGGGCGUCCAGCGUCGCCUCAUCCGGAUUUACAAAGAACUGUUUACGGAUGCUGCGCUGUUUGCAAAGUGCACCUAAACUCUUUUGCAGACCCCAGACUUCUGCCUUGUCUGCAUAUAGUUUGUAAUACUUGCCUUGCGAAGAUCUGCACAGAUGGAGCUACACAAGAUUGUCCAUUAUGUGCACAGUCCUUUUGUUUGUCCGAGGUCACAGAAUGUGCCAUUUUUGAAGACACAUCUAACAAUAACAAGGCCCCCAAGUGUGCCGGGUGUGAAGAGGGUGAGGUUAGUGGAUGGUGUGUCCAGUGUGAGGAGACCCUGUGUUUAGACUGUACAUCUGCUCAUCAUAGGGUGAAAAUGACUCGUGACCAUGAAGUCACACCCAAAAAACCUCCCACAGGUUGGAUACAGAGAAGACGCUGUCCCUCACACCCUCAGGAGAGCUUGAGGUUCUUCUGUCUUGUUUGUGAAGAGCUCACCUGUAAGGACUGUCAGCUGAUCUCUCAUAGGGGCCACAGUUUUGUGCAGCAGGAAGAAGCUGUGGGAUCUCAGAGACAGCAGCUGCAUUGUUUGUUGGACUCUAUCAGACAUCAGAAAGAGACAGUCACCAGCAGCCUGCUGCUUCUAGAGACAAGAUUGAAGGACAUUGAGAAUAUAAAAGUGGCAGCAAAGAAGAUGUUGAGACAGGUAGUCCACUCCAUUUAUCAGACUCUGGUUCUGAAAGCCAUGCAGAUGUUAAAGGAGAUAGAGGCCUUGUAUGCGGAGGAGGUGGGGUGUUUGUCGGAGAGGAAGACAUCCCUGAACAGGUUGGAAGGCUGUCAGAACUACAUAGCGGCUUUAAUUGACAAGGUUCUAUGCACAGAGGGCCACUGCCUCCUGGUCCACACAAAAAGAAUUCAGAACCAAGUGAAAAAGCUUCUGUCCCAGAAGGCAUGUACCCCUGAGACCAAGAUUGAACUGCACAUUCAGCUUCAGAAUGAAAUCUGUCAGCACAUCAUGAAAUGUGGAUUUUUGAGGAUUAAAAAGGUUCUUGUUCCAUUUACCAAUCAGAGAACUGGUUCCACUCACUCAGAGUCUGUGAAAAGCUCAAAUCCAAAUUCUCCUGUAACUGCCACUGAUGUUCGUCCUGCACCGGCCUCUUCAAGUGUUGACACGCAGGUUCAGGGUGAUUGUGUUUUCAGUAGUUCUGCAAUGCGUCCCUCUGCCUCCUCUCAGACUGUGCAAAUGAACCAGGCCCUUCAUAGUCUGCAUCAUCCAUCUCAGCCCAGCCAGCCAUCUCAUUCUAAUCAGGCCACAACCCACUCUUCAUGUAGCACUGUUGCCUCAUCCCAACCGAAUCAAUAUAAACUUUCCUCUUCAGACCGUCAAAGUUUUUCUUCCUCACCAUCACUCCAAGGCCAGUCCCAUGAAGUCAUCUCUGAGCAUUCCAAACAAACUUACAGUCCCUCAUCGAACUGUGCGCCAUAUUUUCCUCAGUCUGCUCCUAAAACCCACAUGAAGUCUUCUUCGUCUGUUUAUUCUCAGCCUCAUCUUCCACUCUCAAACUGCACAGCAUCUCAAAUAUACAAUAUUUCUGAGUCAGCCAAAUGUAGUAAGGCCUAUCGCUCUACUUUGUCGGUCUCUCAAAAACGCAUACUCCCCUGCCCAACACCAGUAAACAGCCAAAAGCAACCAAUUUCAGUCAAAAACCAAACACCUGGAACAACUUAUUCAAUACCAGUCAGCAGCCAAACACUCACACCAACUCAUCCACUGCCAGCCAACAACCAAACACCCCAACUAACUCAUCAAAUUCCAGUCAACAACCAAACCCCCAGAACUUAUCCAGUACCAGCCAGCAACCAAACACUCGCACCAAUUUAUCCAAUACCGGCCAACAACCAAACACUUGUACCAACUCAUCUAAUGCCGGUCAAUAACCAAAAACAACGAAUUUCACUCAACAACCAAACACCUGUAACAACUCAUCCAUUGCCCGCCAACAACCCAACACCCAAACUAAUCCAACCAACACCAGCCAACAACCAAACACUCGCACCAGCUCCUCUAAUGCCAGCCAACAACCAAACACCCCUACUAACUCAUCAAAUACCAGUUAAUAACCAAAAACAACCAACUUCAGGCAACAACCAACAACCCAAACUAAUCAAACCAAUACCAGCCAACAGUCCAAUACCUGUAUUAAUUCAAACAAUUCCAGUCGACAACCAAACACCCAUACUAACCCAUCCAAUACCAGCCAACAACAAAACACCUGUAUUAAUCCAACCAUUACUAGCCAACAACCAAUCAACCAUACUAACCCAUUCUGUACCAACGUACAACCAAGCACUCAUACUGACCCAUCCAAUACAAACCACUAUCGUGGGGUCCGGACAUUCUUUUUCAGUGCAACCCAAUAUUCCUUUGACUGUCCUUUCAACUGUAAAUGCACUUUCUUUAAAUGAUGCUACUGCAGUCUCUAAUGUCUCCAGUGGUGGGAUGAAUCAUACCCCGGAGGACCCUUGUGCACCAAAUCCAACGAGUACAACUUCUAAUGCUAUCCCAGACACAGCUAGUGGAUCUUUACUUCCUGUAGACCAAAUGCCUUCCACUGAUACCCUCCACAGUAAUAGAGGCACAUACAAAAGCACAAACCUCCCAGUCAAGGCCUUGGCUGAUUCCGCCUGUGAUCAGGAUGCAGGUGUGAGCAGCACGAAUGUCACUGAUAUGGAUCAUCUGGAGAGCAACUUGGCCUCCUCCCUUGUGUCAGAGACAGCUCCCAAAGAACCUUCACCAGAUCCUGCCCACUCCUCUGGCCCAUCCAGCAUGUACCAGGAGAAAUGUUCAAGACAAGCUCAAGAUGGUCAGUCAUCCAACAAGAAAAACUAUGGACCAAAACACUGGAGCAUUGGCAUGCCAGCAACUUUCCGUCAGCUUGUAGAGGCAACAUCCAUACCUAUCAGGUCAGAAGACAAUCUAAACGCCACACCUCCAGUGGAUUCAACUCCUUGUAGCGCACCAGAAGACCUUGCAGUAGAGAGGACAACUCAUGACAAGACUUUGCAAAGUGCUUUUGACGACAGGGAGGCAAAAAAAGAAGACGAAGAAUCUGCAGUAACGCUGGAACACUCCAGGAGACAAAUCAAACAACUGAAGAGGUAUGUACGCGUUUCUCUUGUGCGUCUGCCCAUCUCUCUGCCUCCAAUUGGAGAGCCACUCCCAGAGUUCCACCUUACUACAGACACCUCCACAGAUCACAUCUUAGUGCACGAAUCCCAGGGAGGACAGGUUAAACAGGUGUGGAGAUGGUAUGAAGAUCCAGUGCCAUCUAGAUCCUCUUCUUGCUCUGUGUCUCAGGACAGCUCCCCGGAAUCUGACGUAGAGUUCUGUGCCGUGUGUCUGUCUGCAGGAGCUGCACUUCUGUGUGUAAAAUGUGGCAGUGCUUUUCACUUUGACUGUCACAUACCACCAAUUCUCACAAAACCUGGUAAAGAUUGGGUGUGUUUGCUGUGUCAGGAUGUAAAUGAGACACUCUUGUAUGGCAGUGAGGAGUUGGGGACACCUGGUCUGAGUCUGCAGGAUCAAAGAAAGUGUGAGAAGCUUCUCCUUGGUCUCCUGUGUGAUGAGAACAAGAGCCUGCUCUACAGCGCCACCAAGACUCACUCAAAUACAGCCGAAUUUGAUAUAAUACUUGGCCGACUCCUGGGAAAACGGAAGCCUCCUUAUCGGACUGCUGCUGAGCUGGUGUCCGAUAUUUGGACUCUUUUGGACAUCUUGAUGAUGAACUCUGAGAGGAAAAACAUGGUUGUCAGACUUCAAAUAUCUUUCCAGCAACAGGUGAAUGAGACUUUUGGGAAGAGUCUCCAUGCUUCUCUCCUAAAUCACUCCAGCAACAAGGAACCAAUCAGAACUUCAGAGACUGAACGGGAGAAACACAGAAACACUUUGAAACGCAUGAGAGCGUUUUUCACAGCAAACUGUGGUACGGCUGCAAAGAAAUCCUGCACUGAUAAAGGGAAAGAGAGAGAUGACUGUGGAAACACCACAGCUGCUGAACACUGAAGUGCCUUCGUCAAUAUUUUUGAAAGUGCAAAAAUACUUAUAAUCUUUUGUAAAGAGGGAACCAGACCACUUUCUAUUUAUUUUAGUAUUUUGUUUAUUUAGCUUUGCCUUAAAGUAAGAUACGUAUUAAACAGAUUGUUUCAUCUAAGCUCACAUUUCUUUCUCUGGUCAUGAUCUAUUUGUGCAUGUGGGUUGAAAAUGAUUAGCAUUAUUGGAUGUUAUGUAGCUGUGAUGACAGCAGAGGGCGCAACAAUCCUUUGGUCGUUUGACUUCGCUCUGUUUUCAAUUAAAUUUACAACCGGCGCUUAUCAAGGCAAGCAUUAGUAUUACUAUACAUACAUACAUACAUAUAUAUAUAUAUAUAUAUAUAUAUAUAUAUAUAUAUAUAUAUAUACUCCAAAUAACCCUAAAUGUCAAACUUUGGCGUGCAGUUUGUCCCUCCCACACCGGUUGUCCUGCAAUAAUGAAAUAUGACAUAUCACUUUAAAAUUGUUGGUGAUUUCAAUUUACUCUUUGUUUAGAUUAUUAUAGUGGGACUACUAUAGUAAAAUAAUCCAUGUAUAUAUAGUUAAAAAUAACCCAUGCACAAAAAUCGCUUGAAAAAUAGCAAAAAAUAAACAAAGUGUAUACCUUUCCUAGUAAAAAAAGUAAUGUAUUUCAAGUAUAGUUCAAAUCUAUUAACGUUUACUGACAUAUCGCUCAAGACUUGCUGAAAUAAAAAAUGUAAUUAAACUUUAUUUGGAGUAUUACUUGUGCAUAAUGAAUAUUUCUUAAUAUUAAGCCUAAAAUGUGUUUUAAUAAAGAUCCCCUAUGAUCUUUGAAUAAUAUCGGUCAUUAAAUGCAAGAUAUUUAUAGUGUAACAAAAGUAUACUUGCAAUAGUUCCACUUUAGCACAAUCAAAUAUACUUAAGUAUAUCUUUAGUUGAAACUCAGCA
This is a messenger RNA of Labeo rohita (rohu), 5156 nucleotides long. It is a transcript of the gene trim33l, whose product is annotated as tripartite motif containing 33, like. The transcript has 17 exons. Bases 160 to 4221 code for a protein of 1353 amino acids. Lineage: Eukaryota; Metazoa; Chordata; Actinopteri; Cypriniformes; Cyprinidae. The record is from RefSeq and is a predicted model, not a curated record. Gene Ontology annotation, cellular component: nucleoplasm; chromatin. Gene Ontology annotation, biological process: positive regulation of DNA-templated transcription. Gene Ontology annotation, molecular function: zinc ion binding; ubiquitin-protein transferase activity.